UUGUCUUCCGAGACAGACGGAUGCCAACAUUCUGAAAAGUGCCAUUUGCAUAAUCAAUUCCAACGAAAAUUUAACCAGAUGCCAACCAGCUCUGGUUUGUUAAGACACAUUUCUCUGUUCUAAAAAUCUUCCAAUUACUGUCAAUCCUCAAUGUGUCCAUCUUAUCGUUUCUUCACUUUAUUUUCAGACGACGUUGCCGGACUGAAUGAAGCUGUUGCGGAAGGAGCAAAGACAAUCUCCGAGCUUGAGAGGGCCAAUAAGCGUCUUGAGCUGGAGAAGGAGGAGCUUAAGGCGGCGCUGGAGGAGGCGGAGGUGGAGAAAGGCAAGGUGAUACGUCUUAACUGGGAGCUUAAGGCGGCGCUGGAGGGGGCGAAGAUCAGUCUGGAGGUUGAGGAAGGCAAGGUGUUACGUCUUAACCUGGAGCUCAGCCAGCUCAAGAAGGCCAAUAAGCGUCUUGAGGUGGAGAAGGAGGAGCUCCAGGCGGCGCUGGAGGAGGCGGAGAGCAGUCUGGAGGUGGAGGAAGACAAGGUGUUACGUCUUAACCUGGAGCUCAGCCAGCUCAAGGCGGACAUCGACAGGCGACUCGCUGAGAAGGAGGAGGAGUUCGAGGUCACACGUAAAGGCCACUGGCGUGCCAUCGAUAGUAUACAGGCGUCCCUGGAGGCGGAGGCCAAGGCCAAGGCUGAGGCGCUGAGGACCAAGAAGAAGCUGGAGAGAGACGUGAUCAAGUUGGAAGUGCAGCUGGACCGCGCCAACUGGGCUAACUCUGGGGUGAUCGGCAAGCUCCAGGAUCAGGUUAGGGACAUGCAGAUCGUCAUCGACGAGGAGCAGCGCAUGCGCGGAGAGUUCCGGGAGAUCCUGACUGUAACGGAGCGCCGUGCGCAGGCGUUUGCGCACGAGAUGCAGGAGACCAAGGCGCACUGGGAGGCCUUGGAGAGCUCGAGGGGCAGGAAGAUCCAGAAAUUGCACCAAGAAGAAUAAAGACGCCAAAUCUCAAGUUUCCCCUUAUUGUUUAUCUGCAUGCCCAAAAGAAAGCGACUCAAAACAAAUAGACAACUUAAAGUUUCUGUAAACUUCAUAUACAUUUGUAUCUCAGCAUCGAAACAUAAUUCACUGUUUUCAUUCUCAUACGUAACAGAUAAGAAACUUGUAGCUUGUAACUUGAUAUGGUUAUGGAGUAUUCACUGGCAUAAUGGAAGGUAGCAAAGUGAUUGGUAAAAAUACUUUGGUAAUUAAGUUCGACAGAUGGCUAGUUAUGACUUCAUGGUUAUAGACUAGUUUUCAUGUGACUGAGCAGCUUUAUAACGUGCAACUUUAUGCACCCGUUCAGAAAACCCGAAUGAAGAAACCUUCUGUACUGAAGCUAGUUUGCAGACAUGGCAAUCAGAGAUAGAAAUCUUCACCAGAAUAUUCAGAAACUACGUUGCCCCCCUUACACACACGCGGGCGCGCACGUACGCAAACACAUACACAAACGCACGAACACACACGCAUACACACACACACACACACACGCAUACCGCAUACGUGUACACACACACACACACACACACACACACACACACACACACACACACAGACAUACACAAUCAAACACACACACACACACACACACAUACACACACACACACACGCAUACAGGCACGUACAAACAGUACUUCAGUCCCUUAAGUUUAGAUCUGGUUUGGAAUCACCGGAGUGUCACCGGAUGGAUGAACUGAACUGAACUUGGAAUCUGAAGCAUCUGUUACAUUUACGGUUCAGCGCUUGGUAUAUUUGGCAUGUCAACAACGCCAAGUUCACCACCC
This is a messenger RNA of Branchiostoma floridae (Florida lancelet), 1808 nucleotides long. RefSeq lists its product as uncharacterized. The transcript is spliced from 4 exons. Gene Ontology annotation, cellular component: myosin complex. The record is from RefSeq and is a predicted model, not a curated record. Bases 151 to 981 code for a protein of 276 amino acids. NCBI's taxonomy places the organism in Eukaryota, Metazoa, Chordata, Leptocardii, Amphioxiformes, Branchiostomatidae.